CCCCACAUCGCGGGCGGAGCCCCCCGCUCGGCUCCCCGGAACCCCCUCCCGCCCCGAGGGGCCGGGACAUGGAGGCAGAUGCGGUGAGCGCCGGGGGGGCCAUGGCGGAGGACCGCCCCCCCCGGCUGGUGGAUUACUUCGUGGUGGCCGGCCUGGCCGCCGGGGCCGCGGGGCCGGGCGAGGACGAGGAGGCGGCCGGGGGCCCGGCCCUCGCCCCGCGCCCGGCCGACCCCAUCACCGACGUGGCGGUGGUGGCCCGGGCCCUGGGGGAGGAGGUGCCCCAGGGCUUCACCUGGGUCCGGGCCUCGGCCGGCGGCCACCCCCUGGAGCAGGGGUCCGGCCUCCUGGCCGGGCCGCCCCCCGCCAUCUGCUACCGCCGCGGCCGCGACAAGGCGCCCCUGGUGGAGCUGGGGGUGCUGUAUGAGGGCAAGGAGCGGCCCAAGCCCGGCUUCCAGGUGCUGGACACGACGCCCUACAGCCAUUCGGCCAACCUGGCCCCGCCGGGCCCCGGCCACCCUCGCACCUACCUCACCUACCGGCGGGCUGCCGGCGGGGCGGGCCUGCACACCCUGGGCAUCACCGACCUGUGCCUGGUGCUGCCCGGCCGCGGCGAGGGCACCCCGCAUACCUACCGCCGCGUGCCCCGCGGCCUGCGCCCCAGCCUGUGGGGCCCGGCCGUCUACCUGUGCUACAAGGUCGGCGUCGCCAAAGCCCACACUCUGGUCUACGAGGCAGGGCUGCUGGGGCGCUACCCGCCGGAGGACAACGAGGCUUUCCCGCUGCCCGAGUCGGUGCCCACCUUCUGCCUGCCCACGGGCGCCACCAUCGAGUGCUGGCCCUCCCACACCAAGUACCCCGUCCCCGUCUUCUCCACCUUCGUGCUGACCAGCGCCACCGGGGACAAGGUGUACGGGGCGGCGCUGCAGUUCUACGAGGAGUACCCGCGGUCCCGCCUGUCGGAGCGCCAGAGCCGGGCGCUGGGCCUGCUGAGCGCCGUGGAGCGGGGCCGGGCGCUGGGGGGCCGGGCCGUGCGGGCCCGCCGGGCCGUGGCCGUCCUGUCCCGCUGGCCGGCCUUCCCGGCCUUCCGCGUCUUCCUCACCUUCCUCUACCGCUACUCCGUGUCCGGCCCCCACCGCCUGCCCCUGGAGGCGCACAUAUCUCACUUCAUUCACAACGUCCCCUUUCCCUCUCCCCAGAGACCCCGCAUCCUUGUACAGAUGUCUCCCUACGACAGCCUCCUCCUCUGCCAGCCCGUCUCCUCCCCGCUGCCCCUCAGCGGCGCCAGCUUCCUGCGGCUGCUGCAGAGCCUGGGCCCGGACCUGGCGGUCACCCUGCUGCUGGCCGUGCUGACCGAGCACAAGCUCCUCGUCCACUCCCUGCGGCCGGACCUGCUGACCAGCGUCUGCGAGGCCCUCGUCUCGAUGAUCUUCCCGCUGCACUGGCAGUGUCCGUACAUCCCGCUGUGCCCGCUGGUGCUCGCGGACGUGCUGAACGCCCCCGUCCCCUUCAUCGUGGGCGUCCACUCCAGCUACUUCGACCUGCACGACCCCCCCACCGACGUCAUCUGCGUCGACCUGGACACCAACACGCUCUUCCAGACGGAGGAGAAGAAACUUCCGUCUCCCCGCUCUCUGCCCCGCCGGCCCUACAGAGUCCUGCUGGCCACGCUGACCGCCCUCUACCAGCAGCUGGACCAGACGUACACGGGUCCGGAAGAGGAGAUGUCGCUGGAGUUCGUGCUGACCGACUACGAGGCCGUGUGCGGCCACCGGGCGCGGCUGGAGCGCGAGGUCCAGGCCGCCUUCCUGCGCUUCAUGGCCUGCCUGCUCAAGGGCUACCGCGCCUACCUGCGGCCCCUCACCCAGGCCCCCUCCGAGCGGGCCCGCGACGUCGCCAACCUCUUCUCCCUGCAGGAAUUCCUGAAGUCGCGGGAGCGUUCGAGCCACAAGCUGUACGGGCAGCUGCUGCGGACGCAGAUGUUCUCGCAGUUCAUCGAGGAGUGCUCCUUCGGGACCGCCCGGCCCGGGCCCGCGCACGCCACCGCCGCCCUCGAAUUCUUCGACUCCUGCGUGGACAAGGUGCACCCGGAGCAGGAGAGGCCGGAGCCGGCGCCCCUGCUGGACCUGGAGGAACCGACCGGCAGCGAGCUCACCGUCUUCAUCACCCCCCCCGAGGAGCCCCCCGCCCCCGAGGGCGCCGAGCCGCCCCCCGUGUACUGUUAUGACGGGUUCCCCGAGCUCCGGGCCGAGCUGUUCGAGCCCCCCGAGGAGGUGCCCGCCCCCUCCGCCGCCGGGCCCCCGCGGAGCACCCCCAGCAGCCCCGCCCCCCGGAGGUCCAAGCAGGAGAUGAAGGUGGCCCAGCAGGUGGCUCAGCGGUUGGCGGCGGUGCCCGAGCUGUGGGCGCGCUGCCUGCUGGGCCACUGCUACGGGCUGUGGUUCCUGUGCCUGCCGGCCUACGUGCGGACCGCCCCCUCCAAGGUCCAGGCCCUCCACGCCGCCUACCGGGUGCUGCGCCAGAUGGAGCGGCGCAAGGUCGUCCUGCCCGAUGAGGUGUGCUACCGCGUGCUCAUGCAGCUGUGCUCCCACUACGGACAACCGGUGCUCUCCGUCCGCGUGCUCUUGGACAUGCGGCGAGCGGGCAUCGUGCCCAACACCGUCACCUACGGCUACUACAACAAGGCGGUGCUGGAGAGCCGGUGGCCGGCGGGCACCGCGGGCGGACGGCUGCGCUGGGCCAAGCUCCGGCACGUGGUCCUGGGGACCGCCCAGUUCCGCCACGGCCUCCGGGAGCGGCAGCGGCGGGCGCAGCGGGCGGCGGGCCGGCCCCGGCCAGGUGAGCGGGGGCGGAGGGAGGGCGGGCGGGGCCGCCCGCGGGACGACCCCCCGGAGCGGCCCCCGCCCAUCCGCCCCCUGCAGCGGCAGACCACGUGGGCCGGGCGCAGCCUCCGGGACCUGGCCCGCUCCCCCGGGCGCCUGGUGAAGAGCAGCAGCCUGGGCAGCGCCCGCCUGGACGAACCCAGCAUCGAGGCCGGGGUGGCGCAGAUGAUCGAGGCCAUGGGCGCCCUGGAGCCGCACGGGUCGCCGUGGCCCAACGGCAGCCUCUCGGACGUGAGCCUGGCGGCCGGCGAGGAGCCGGGCCCCCGGCCCGCGGCGGCCGCCCGGCGGACCCCGUCCCCCGGUCGGGGCGGGAGCGGGCCGGGGGGGACCCCGCGGCGGGGGCUGGGGGACCGGCUGCAGCGGCUGCUGACCCCCUCCCGCCGCAGCCCCCUGCGCCCGCCCCCCGACGGGGGCGCCGCCCGGCCCCGGGAGCGACCCGGCUCCACCGCCUCCGAGAGCUCGGCCUCCCUGGACAGCGAGUGGGAUCUGUCGGACACCUCGGGCGGCAGCCUGGGGCUCCAGCCCUCGGUCGAGCGACUCGGCGACGCCCCCCCGGCCUGCCAGCCGCCCCCCCUCGAGGUCCUGUUGUCCAGCUGCUCCCUGUGCCCGGCCUGUGACUCGCUGGUGUUCGACGAGGACAUCAUGGCCGGCUGGGCCCCGGACGACUCCAACCUCAACACCACCUGCCCGUUCUGCGCCCACCCCUUCGCGCCCCUGCUGAGCGUGCGGAUCCUCGACGCCCGGCCCAGCGGGCCGCCCGCCGCCGCCGCGCCCGGCCGCGACGCCCCCGUGCCGGGCGGCCCCGGCCCCGUCUUGAGCGACCGCCGCCUCUGCCUGGCCUUGGACGGCCCCGACGUCCACAACGGGGCCUGGCCCCCGGCGCCCGCCCCCCGACGGGAAGCCGGGGGCGGGGCCUGGGCCUACCUCAGCCCCCUGGUCCUGCGGAAGGAGCUGGAGUCGCUGGUGGAGCACGAGGGCAGCGAGGUCCUGGCCCGGCCCGACCUGGUGGCCGCCCACCCCGUCCUCUUCUGGAACCUGCUCUGGUUCUUCCAGCGCCUCGCGCUGCCCAGCACGCUGCCCGGCCUGCUGCCCGCUCUGGCCCCGGCCCCCGCCUGUGACGGGGACGCUGCCGCCCAGAUCUCCCCCCGCCCCGCCCCGCCCUCCCGGCCGCCCCCCGCCCCCGCUCAGAUCCGGCUGCUGUGGGACGUGCUGACCCCCGACCCCUCCGGCUGCCCGCCCCUCUACGUGGUCUGGAGGAUGCACAGCCAGGUCCCGCAGCGGGUGGCGUGGACGGGCCCGGUGCCGCCCGCGCUGAGCCUGGAGCUUCUGGAGGGCAUCUUGUUCCACGUGGGGCUCGGGGAGCUGCACAAGGCCAUCGGGCUCCUCAUGGAGACGCUGAGGGGUCUCUCGUCACAGACUCUGCGUCUACAGAGGAGUAUUUACAGGGAAAUCCUGUUUCUCACCCUGGUGGCCCUGGGCAAGGACCACGUGGAUAUAGCCGGCUUCGACAAGAAGUACAAGUCGGCGUUCAGCAAGCUGGCCGGCAGCCUGGGCAAGGAGGAGCUGCAGCGGCAGCGGGCGCAGAUGCCCAGCGUGAAAGCCAUCGACUGCCGCAAGUGCUUCGGCGGGAGCUCGCUGGAGUGCUAGUGUCUGG
Messenger RNA from Ornithorhynchus anatinus (platypus), 4530 nucleotides. It is a transcript of the gene DENND4B, whose product is annotated as DENN domain containing 4B. The record is from RefSeq and is a predicted model, not a curated record. Gene Ontology annotation, biological process: regulation of Rab protein signal transduction. NCBI's taxonomy places the organism in Eukaryota, Metazoa, Chordata, Mammalia, Monotremata, Ornithorhynchidae. Gene Ontology annotation, cellular component: cytoplasmic vesicle. Gene Ontology annotation, molecular function: protein binding.